Molecule: messenger RNA, 2174 nt
Organism: Balaenoptera acutorostrata (minke whale)
Lineage: Eukaryota; Metazoa; Chordata; Mammalia; Artiodactyla; Balaenopteridae
Product: sodium- and chloride-dependent GABA transporter 2
Exons: 16
Coding region: 77-2047 (656 amino acids)
Biological process (GO): sodium ion transmembrane transport; neurotransmitter transport
Cellular component (GO): plasma membrane
Molecular function (GO): gamma-aminobutyric acid:sodium:chloride symporter activity
Source: RefSeq, a predicted model, not a curated record
CCAGCACCUCCCUUUCCCCCUGGAUAGCUCUUCUCCCCUCUGACAGGACCUCUGGUAGCAACUACACUAAGGUGGAAUGGAUAGCAGGGUCUUGAGCACAACCAGUAAUGGAGAGACAAAACCAAUGGGCCCAGGCAUGGAAAAGGCGGAGGAGGCUGGCGCCCUGCAGCGGGACCAGUGGAGCAACAAGAUGGAGUUCGUGCUGUCCGUGGCCGGCGAGAUCAUCGGGCUGGGCAACGUCUGGAGGUUUCCCUACCUCUGCUACAAAAACGGGGGAGGUGCCUUUUUCAUCCCCUACCUCAUCUUCCUCUUUACCUGUGGCAUUCCUGUCUUUCUCCUGGAGACAGCACUGGGCCAGUACACCAGCCAGGGGGGCAUCACAGCCUGGAGGAAGAUCUGCCCCAUCUUUGAGGGUAUCGGCUAUGCCUCCCAGACCAUUGUCAUCCUCCUCAACAUCUACUACAUCAUCGUCCUGGCCUGGGCCCUCUUCUACCUCUUCAGCAGCUUCACCACCGACCUGCCCUGGGGGAGCUGCCGCCACGACUGGAACACAGAGCAUUGCGUGGAGUUCCAGAGGCCCAGCAGCUCCGUGAACGUGAGCUCCGAGAACGCCACCUCUCCCGUCAUCGAGUUCUGGGAGAGGCGGGUCCUGAAGAUCUCGGACGGCAUCCAGCACCUGGGGGCCCUGCGCUGGGAGCUGGCCCUGUGCCUCCUGCUCGCCUGGGUCAUCUGCUACUUCUGCAUCUGGAAGGGGGUCAAGUCCACGGGCAAGGUGGUGUACUUCACAGCCACCUUCCCUUACCUCAUGCUGGUGGUCCUGUUGAUUCGAGGGGUGACGCUGCCUGGGGCCGCCCAAGGAAUUCAGUUUUACCUGUACCCAAACCUCACGCGUCUGUGGGACCCCCAGGUGUGGAUGGACGCGGGCACCCAGAUCUUCUUCUCCUUCGCCAUCUGCCUGGGGUGCCUGACGGCCCUGGGCAGCUACAACAAGUACCACAACAACUGCUACAGGGACUGCCUCGCCCUCUGCUUCCUCAACAGCGGCACCAGCUUCGUGGCCGGCUUUGCCAUCUUCUCCAUCCUGGGCUUCAUGUCCCAGGAGCAGGGGGUGCCCAUCUCUGAGGUGGCCGAGUCAGGCCCUGGCCUGGCCUUCAUCGCCUGCCCCCGGGCUGUUGUGAUGCUGCCCUUCUCGCCCCUCUGGGCCUGCUGCUUCUUCUUCAUGAUCGUCCUGCUGGGACUGGAUAGCCAGUUUGUGUGCGUGGAAAGCCUGGUGACGGCGCUGGUGGACAUGUACCCCAGUGUAUUCCGCAAGAAGAACCGGAGGGAGGUCCUCAUCCUGGGGGUGUCUGUCACCUCCUUCCUCGUCGGGCUGGUCAUGCUCACAGAGGAAGCACUGACCACCUGGCUGUGGGCACGGCUGAGGGGUGCUUUGGCACCACAGAAGCUGAGAGGUAUAGAAGUGUUGGGAUGGGAAAAAUCGCCUCUCCAGCAAGAUCCCAUGAGUUCCCAGGCAGCUGACCCACGUUCCAGGGACAGACUUCAAAGGCAGCAAGGGAGCCCUGGGGGCGGUAUGUACGUUUUUCAGCUCUUUGACUACUACGCAGCCAGCGGCAUGUGUCUCCUGUUCGUGGCCAUCUUUGAGUCCCUCUGUGUGGCGUGGGCCUACGGAGCUGGGCGCUUCUAUGACAACAUUGAAGACAUGAUUGGGUACAGGCCGUGGCCCCUUAUCAAAUACUGUUGGCUCUUCCUCACACCGGCUGUGUGCACAGCCACCUUCCUCUCCUCCCUGAUCAAGUACACCCCACUGACCUACAACAAGAAGUACCUGUACCCGUGGUGGGGCGAUGCCCUGGGCUGGCUCCUGGCUCUCUCCUCCAUGAUCUGCAUUCCCGCCUGGAGCUGCUACAAACUCAGCACCCGCAAGGGCUCUUUCAGAGAGAGAGUUCGCCAGCUCACGUGCCCAGCUGAGGACCUGCCCCAGUGGGCCCGAGCGGAACCCUCUGCCCCGGCUGUGCCCAGGACGUCGGAACUGGAGUCUCACUGCUAGGGGGCAGGCCCUGGGACAACGGGCCAGUGAGCCUGGCUGUGGGGACAGUUGCAGAGGGAAGGCACAGAAGCAGCCCUGCUGUGCUUCUCUGCCCCGCACCACCCGGGAUAGACAAGAUAAGAGGGGA